UCAGUUAAUCAACCAGGCCUUUCGAACCUCGUGCGUGUCCUCGAAGUGGAUUACCAUCCCGCCAAUGGCCGAAAUUCUGACUGGUGGUCGUUGUUAAAAAGUCAGGAAUGGAGCAGUUCAUGAGCUGAUCUUUCAACAUCAACCACUGGAAUGAUGCUAAUGGUGAUCUGACUUUUUAGCAGAGGAUUUCUCUACUCGUUAUUUGUUAAGAAAGCACGAUAAUCUUAGAAUCAAAAUGGGUUUGGAAGGGCUACAGAAGUACAUCGAAUCGAAAUUAGGGCACUGCAUUGAUAAAAAUGUCGACCUGAAAUCAACGAAGAAUGAAAACACAGAGGAAACUAAAACGUCUAAAAAGGAGCCUCAGAUUUUUGUCGUACAUGCCGAUAGUUGUAGAAAAUAUGUUUACCCAGUAGCGACCGACUGGGUUUGUGGUGGACAGUGGAAUGAGAUGCUAAGCAAUUUGGAGAGAUUUGUACGAUGUUUUCGUCAGUCAAGUAUUGAAUUAGUUGUAUUUUUCGAUGGCUCCGUGGGUGCAACCAGGUUUAACGAUUGGAAGCAGCGGCAUACGAACCAGAGAGAAACAGUUAAACAGUUAAUGUCAAAAGUAGUUAGCAAUCGGGCCACGCCAGCUCGUAGUUUAGCGGUUACACCAGCCUGCUUCAACACAGCUUUGAGAUUGGCAUUGAAGAGUUGCAAUGUGAUAGUUUGUUCAUCGGUUGGCGACCUUCAUCACGAUAUUACAAGCUAUUAUCGAUCGCAAAAAUGUACAGGAAUUAUUGCACAGAAUUCACAUUAUCUUCUUCAAAGGAUAUCGAACUGUUUCUCCCCGGAUCAUUUAAAAAUCGGACGAUACACAGCAAAAUCAUCUCGUAUCGACUUUGGGAAAGUCAUGGAAGAACUGGGCCUAAGUUCUGAUACCCUACCAGUAUUCGCAGCACUUUUAGGAAACAACAUUAUUCCAGAAGGCUAUCUAGCGACGUUCCAUUGGAGCUUCUUAGGUCCAGACCACCCAUUAAAAAGUGAAGAGCUAAAAGGCAAUAUAUCAUAUCAAAGUGCACCACCACCUGUUGAAAUAGUUAUCAAGGGGUUGGCAGACUUUUUGAAAGACAAAGAUGUAGAUGACAUUGAUGAACUUGCAAAAGAAGUUUUUAAAGAUUCUGGUUACGAUUUGGGGGAAGCAACUUUAAAGUUAAAAGAAGCAAUAGAUUACUUUAAAUCAACUUUGAAACAGAAAGAUCACAAAACUUCUAAAGACCAUGAUAGUUGUCUCAACAUAGAUGGUUUUCCAGUACACAGCUUUGGACCGCCCUCACAAGAGACCCAAGGGGAAGUCUCAGACUCUAAAAGAAUUGAAAACAGCUACCAAAGAAGAUGGCAGCAAUUUCAAAAAGUUCAGUUGUCAAAUCAGCAACAAGAAUCAGCUAAAGAAACGGAAGAUGGGAAGGAAGGUGUUGAAAGCAAAGAAAAUGGCCAAGAAGAGGAAGAAAAGGCAAAAGACGAGAAAGAAAUAAAUCAAGAAGAAGAACCUUCAAAGGGAAAAGAAAAGAAUGAAGUAGAAGCCACUGAGGAGAAACCUGCUGUCAAUGGAGUAACAGAAGAAGAAAAAGAGGGAAUGGGAGUUGAUAUAUCAUCUGAAGAGGUACCAAGUGAAGACGUGCCAAGGAAAGACAUGCCAAGUGAUGAUGUGCCAGGUGAAGGUGCAUCCAGUGAGGAUGUGCCCAGUGAAGAUGUGCCCAGUGAAGAUGUACCAAAUAAAGAUGUACCAAAUGCAGAUGUACCAAAUGCAGAUGUACCAAAUGAAGAUGUACCAAAUGCAGAUGUACCAAAUGCAGAUGUACCAAAUGCAGAUGUACCAAAUGCAGAUGUACCAAAUGCAGAUGUACCAAAUGCAGAUGUACCAAAUGAAAAUGUGCAAAGUGAAGUUCCUGGUGAAGAAGUUGCUAGUAAAAUGGUUCCUGGUGAAGAAGUUCCUGGUGAAGAAGUUCUUGGUGAAGAAGUUCCUGGUGAAGAAGUUCCUGGUGAAGAUGCUCCCAGUGAAGAAGUUCAAGAAGGCCGUUAUGAUGUUAUGAAGCCAUUUCUACCGGAUAUCACUGAAGAAGUUAUUGCUAUUGCGCGCAAACGACAUCAGGGUGGCGAGAUGGCCGCUGAAAUCUUACAGAUUCUUACAAAAGGAGAAGUUUUUAUCGAUACAGCUAUAGACGAGGAGAACGCAACAAUGCGACUGCCGAUACCUUUACUCUACCGACCUGUAAGACAGCUCAUUUAUGGCAUUCUGUAUGACCAGAAGGUUUAUGAAGAGAAAAAAGGGGAAACACCAGAUGAACGAGAAAUAGAAAACCCGACAUAUCGAUAUGUCAAGGAAUAUUGUGUUUACCGGGGCAACCAACUAGAUAAACCGGAUCUGGUUGAACCGGUCAGUAUGCCUUGGGAUAUACCCCCGGUCAAAAACUUAUGGCUGGGAAGACAGGCACAGGAUAAUACGACCAGGAUGAAAGCGUUUUUAACCUGCCUGAAAAGUGACACGCAAAAUAUGUCGAAUGUUGCAAUGGUGCCUCAACGAAUGCUCCUUUUGUGUUGCGUUCUAAGAUAUUUAAUACAACAAGAAGGUGGCAAGUCCAUUCUCUCGAGACAAGACAUUGAUGCCUUUCUAGCACAGGCAUUGUCUUCGCAUCUCACAACUGAAGGCAACUCAAUGAAUCUGGCACAUCUUAAACUGAACCAAAUCGACGUCAGGGCAAUGCAGCUGGCCUCCGUCUUCAUGAGUGGCGUUGAAGUCGCCAUAGUUGCAAAUGAUGCUUGUGGCUCGCCUGUGCCGUGGGAAUUCUGUUGCCCCUGGCUGUUUUUUGAUGGGAAAUUGUUCCACAGUAAAUGGCUGCAAUCGUCUAUGAAUGUGGCAACAACAGAACUAUGCGAGGGAAAGCCGAAGCUUGCCGAGAAACUCGAACGUCUUCGAUGGUGCAUUACUGAGGGCCUAGGGGACCAGUACAAAAUCACUGGUUUGAAGCCGGUGACGUCAGCCACCCCUUUUGGCACCCCACCUGCAUCAUUGAUGCCUGCUGCCCCAUAUGGGGUAAACGAUUUCCGUCCUGCGGGAGCAAACUAUCAAAGCAAGAGCGCAAAGGGUCGCGGAGCCAGCAGCAAGAGGCCAGUUUUGGCAAGUGGUGGCACUUUGGAGGUUGCUGGCGUCCCGGUUGCUCAUUGGUCAGGAAAUAAGUCCGGACUUGGUUACAAUAGAGACAACCCGGAUAUUGUUGUUGGAGGAAGGAGCAGCGUUGAUCUUCCAAGUGAUUCACGUUCCGGGAGAAGGGGAAUGCUCCGAGGCAAAGCAGUAAAUCGUGGUCGUGGCCUCUUACCUACACCAUUGUUUUCCCCUUGGCCAAUGGAUUAUGACGGAAUGCGAGGUGUCCAACAAUCUUUUGGACGAGGCCCUGGCAACCCCAUGGCUUUAAUGCCUCGUAGUGGUGGCAGACCCCAGGGCAGGUCUCUGUAUCGACCUGGUGGGGGGAAAGGGCGACAGGAGCACGGUUCUGGCGGACAAUCACGCGGCAAGGAUAGAAACACGGCAUCUUACAUGGGAAAGCCCCACCAAGAUAUGUGGGUUGGGAAAGGUCGUGGACAGAAUCUUGGCAUUGAUGAUGGGUUUAUUCCAAAUGAGGAGAGACGCGGCGACUUCUCGCUUCCAAGGAAUUGGAGUCGUCCUUAGACUCCGACAAAAUGAACACCAGCGAAAUGAAAUUUUUAUAUUUAAAACAGUCCUUAAGUUUCCCGGAAUCUAUGUUGAUAAAAUUAUUUACGUAAGAUUCUUAAAGAUUACAUAUAUAUCAAAAUGAAUCUGCUACUUGCUGAGUAGGUGUAGCCUUCCAAGUAGAAGUUGGGGGUAGGGUUCUUAUCACAGUUUGCUUUCCACCCCCCGGAGUUCAAUAUUAAUCUUUUUACUCGGUGAUCAUUAUUUUAUGCGAUGAGAAAUUUACGGCUUCAAAUUUACAUUUCGUGUUUUUACAAAAUCUAUUGUUAUUUUUGAUACUUUUAAGUCCUGGUUUUAAGAGACGGAAUAAAAUGCCAACAUGCUUAUCAAAGCCACGACGCAGGGUUUUUGGCUAGAAAUGCUUCGUGUAACAGAGCUGUGCUUCUCGCGAAUUACUGAAAUAUGGAGGCUCGAGCUUCGUUCGCGAUAAAAUCCUAUAACUUGGUGACAUGAAAUAAUUGAUUUCGUUGAGUUCUUAUUAUUAGAUAACUCAUAUUUGGUAGUAAAUUGAUUUACCAUUUUAUUGCGUUAAAGUCUGGAAUUAUUUUGAGAAAUGUAUCUCGAUGUAUGACUGGGGGAGAACUGCAACAAUGACGGCAGGAUUCGAAUAAUCCAUGUUAUGAUUAUUAUUAUUGUCAAUGAAUAUCGCCACGUAAUGAGAGGGCCGUUUCUUGAUUCGUCAGGCGACACUGGUUGUCACCAUUUCGCCACAAUGUUAGUAUCCUUGGUUGAACAUUUUUCAAACCCAGUUUUGACCCAUUCAAUUAGUUCAUGUAUGCGAAUUUCUCUGAUUAACUGCCCUCAUCUUAGCCCAAAAUAACGCUGUUUUCGUAAAAAUAACGCUGUUUUCGUGCAAAAAAUUCCCACGUGAAUGUUUCUCACGUGUUUCUACUCUGGUGCAAAACUGUGCAAUGUAUGUGAGAGAAGAGUGAUAAAAAUUGUUUGAUAUUUACUCUUUCCUAAAUUUUUUCUGGAUUAUCGUAACCCCAAGUUAGCCCUAAUCUCCCAAAAGCAUGACGGAUACGAAACAUUUAUGUUUUAGAAAUUCAAUUUUAAACGCUAGUCAUCUGAGCGAGAUGCGUUUUGAAGAGGGAUGUGUUUUUAUAUUCUUAUACUCCUCAAAUUAUGACUUGUAUCUUAGAGACAAAUAAAAUCAGCACAUGCCACAAGUUCUUUCUAUCGAUUCCCGUUCGUGAACCACGGAUCUGUCUUAUUAUCUUUCGCCAUUUAUCAGUGAAUUACCGGUUAAUUUUUCGGUUUAUUGAUUAUUGUUUUCAAAGUAUCUUAUUCGAAAUGUCUUCUACCAAAUACGUGUUCUUGAAUGAAAUUAGAGGGCUGUUGACCA
Rhopilema esculentum is the source of this 5090-nucleotide messenger RNA. Its product is annotated as constitutive coactivator of PPAR-gamma-like protein 1 homolog. Gene Ontology annotation, cellular component: nucleus. Lineage: Eukaryota; Metazoa; Cnidaria; Scyphozoa; Rhizostomeae; Rhizostomatidae. The record is from RefSeq and is a predicted model, not a curated record.